GCUGUUGCGAUAGUUGGAAAUAAUAAUCCAACAAUAAAAUUACCACCCCAAUUACAAAUACUGCCGACAGCCAUUGCAGUUGGACGAGGUGAUACGUCGAAUAAUUCCGAGCCAAUAAAUGUCAUAUACUCUCCGUUAAUACUUACAAUAAUAGCUAAUCCAAUAAACAAAACAAUAAGGCAUACUGCGCUAGCAUAAGAACUUAUUAAAAAUAAUGUUCUUCUGCCAAAAGAAGACAUGAGACGAACAGAUAUCACAGCCAUAAAAAUAUUAAUAAUCCCUGUCCCAAGGACUGCUAACUGGCUGGCAGUAUCACUCACUUUAGCAGCCUUGAAUAUGUCUUGCGAGUAAUAAAAAAUAGCAUUGAUACCGCUCAAUUGUUGUCCAAGUUGUACUGAUGCUACUAAAAGUAAUGGCAGUCUAACAGACGGAUCUCUGAUAAUACG
Molecule: messenger RNA, 446 nt
Organism: Cotesia congregata
Lineage: Eukaryota; Metazoa; Arthropoda; Insecta; Hymenoptera; Braconidae
Source: the annotation of a GenBank genome assembly